Molecule: messenger RNA, 1806 nt
Organism: Electrophorus electricus (electric eel)
Lineage: Eukaryota; Metazoa; Chordata; Actinopteri; Gymnotiformes; Gymnotidae
Source: RefSeq, a predicted model, not a curated record
ACAGCUCAGAAUCUGGCACACACAAAGGAACGGUUCGUGUAGAGGUCUGAGGUUUACUGUCUAACUCAAACUGGGCUGAGCUGAGACGUGUUGGUGCAUUGCGCACAGUGGAGUGUUCACAGAAGGCAUGAAUGGUACGAGCACUGCUCAGGAGGCUGGUGGGGCGCCAGAUGCCAGGGGCGAGGUAGGUGAGGCGGGCCUGGCUGGGGCCUGCGUCAUCCUGGCCGUGUGCUUCGUCGUGGGCACCCCGGGAAACCUGCUGGUGGUGUGGACCAUCCUGAGGCACGUGAAGCAGCGCUCCCACACCGUGCUGCUCAUCCUCCACCUGGCUGUCGCCGACCUGCUCGCGCUGGCCACGCUGCCCCUGUGGAUCUACUCGCUGGCCCGCUCGUGGGUGUUCGGCGAGGUUACCUGCAAAGCCGUGGUGUACCUCGUCCAUGUCUGCAUGUACGCCAGCAUCUUCCUCAUCACCGUCAUGAGCGUGGAGCGCUUCCUGGCCGUCAGGUACCCGUUCGUCUCGGCCAGCUGGAAGAGAAAGCGUGCACUAAGCAAAAUGCUGCUAGCCUUGUGGGUGGCAUCCUUCCUCUUCAGCAUCCCUCUGCUUGUCACUCUGGACGGGGAGGCGGCUGACGAGCCUUGCCUGUAUCGCAGCUACAAGUCCCCCAUGCAGGAGGCCGCCAUCCUGCUCCUGGAGUCCCUGCUGGGCUUUGUCUUGCCCCUCUUAGUGCUGGUGGUCUGCUAUGGCUGCCUGUUCAGCCGCGUCGCCCGCAUGGUCCUGUGCUCCAGGCGCAGAUCCACGACGCUCAUUGCCGCCGUGGUGCUUCUCUUCUCUCUCUGCUGGACGCCGCAUCACAUCUCCAACGUGCUGUCCCUGGUCCUGCUCACCCUCGAGAAGGACUCCCCGGUGGCUAGCAGCCUCCAGGCCGUUGUUAACGACAUGGUCAUGGUGGCUGGCGCGCUGGCCUUUGUGAGCAGUGCCGUCAACCCUGUGCUCUAUGCAUUCGCUGCACGCAACUUCCGCAGCUCGCUACGCGAAACUGGCAUCCAGAAGCUGUUCCGACACCUGUCCAGCGGCACAGGGGGCAAUGGCACCAAGGAAUUGUCGUUUGUGUCCAAGAGGCAAAGCUCUCACACCAACACAUCUCAGUGCUGCAUACAGGAGUCCAAACAGAUCAAUUUGCUAGUGGACAUAUGCAACAAUGCUGACAGCCGUGACUGGCAGUGCAUUUGACUGAACUGUAUACUUAUGAUUUUUUAAAACUGGCUGGACACUGAUGUGUGCAUGUAGUGUAAGUUUACACUGGACUGAUUUUUGAGAUUUUCGAUGGAGAAGUACUGUUCACCAGUGUCCAGGACAGCAUGCAGUGCUGGGAACAUUGUCUUCAGUGGUUAAAAUGUGUUGAGUAUCAUGAAAGAUUAAAACGGUUCAAAUCACCAUUUUAUAGACUAGGCUCAUGAUGUACUAGUGUGGGUUACCCUUGAUCCUAUACUUCUUAGUAUAUGUAUAUGUUUCUGAUACUUUUUCAGUGCAGUAAUACCAUUUUAAAUGAGCAAUUCAGUUUUGUUUAUUAAGUAUAAUCUAACAUGACCUGUUUAUGUAAUUGUUUGAUCUGCAAAGAUGUUUGACCAUGAAUUUCAACAAAACGUGGUAGGGGACUUAAUCCAAAAUCCUAAAUUGUUUUGUCAACAGUUUAAAAAAAUCUUGAUAAUGUAACAAAUUUAAAUAUAAUUUGAUUAUUUCAUCCAGCGAUUAUUAAUGUCUUAUUUCUGACCAAACCAAACAUAAUAAAUUUGCAUUCAAUUUAA